Messenger RNA from Cucumis sativus (cucumber), 1176 nucleotides. Its product is annotated as putative WEB family protein At1g65010, chloroplastic. Lineage: Eukaryota; Viridiplantae; Streptophyta; Magnoliopsida; Cucurbitales; Cucurbitaceae. The coding region runs from base 1 to 1176 and encodes 391 amino acids. The transcript is spliced from 4 exons. The record is from RefSeq and is a predicted model, not a curated record.
AUGGCGAAUGAGAUCAAUACAAAGCUUAAUUCUGAGUUGGAAUCGAGAAACAAAGAGUCCGCCGUAGGAAAGGCUGAGGGAUUGGAAUCUGUGAAGAGAAACAAAAACUCCGCCGUGGAAAAGGCUGAGGGAUUGAAAUCUGUGAAGAGAAACAAAGACUCCGCCGUGGAAAAUGCUGAGGGAUUAAAGCUUCAAUUGGCAGAGAAACAGAGCAGCUCUCUGAAACCACGAAUUCGAAAGCCUAAAAUUCGAGCUCGAAUCGACGAAACAAAAUCUGGCUCUGCUAAAAACGAGCUAAAAGGAAUUAAAGCAAAGAAAGGAAGAAACAGAGAACUUGAGACAACAUUGAAAACCAUAGAAGAAAAGAACAAAACUCUGUUACAAGAGGCAAGAAAAGAGGCUGAUUUAUACAAAAGCACAGUAGAUAGGCUGAGAUUAGAAGCAGAAGAAUCUCUAUUAGCAUGGAGUGGAAGAGAAACAAGCUUAGUGGAUUGUAUAAGAAGAGCUGAAGAUGACAGAUACAAUGCGCAACAAGAAUCGCCGCUUAAUGGAUUCGCUGAGGCUAGCCGAUCUCAGAACAUGACAUCAAAAGAAGAGAUCAAGAAAUUAAGAGACAUUCUAAAACAAGCCUUAAAUGAAGCUACUGUGGCCAAGGAAGCUGCAGGAAUUGCAAUAGAGGAGAAUUCACAGCUAAAAGAUUGUUUAGUCGAGAAGGAAAAUGCAUUGGAUUUUGUUAGCACUGAGAAUGAGACUCUAAAAGUCAGCCAAGCUUCAGCUCUAGAGGAGAUUAAGGAGUUGAAGCAAUUGCUAGAAGAAGCAACCAAGAAAGAAGGGAACGGUAAAGAGGAAAGCAAGAGCAAAGAGGAGAACAAGAGCAAAGAGGAGAGCAAGAACAAAGAAGAAGGAAAAGAGCAAGUGGAGAUGACGAAAUCAAAACCGCCGUUGAGUCCAAGUCCAAAUCAGAAUCCAAGUCCGAGUCCAGCGAGAAGGAGGAUACAUUUGGAAAAGGCUGCACGAGAGAGGCCAUCGUUGUCUCAGUAUAGUGAAGAUGGGGAGCUGAUGCAUUUUGAUGGUGAGGAUCUGGAUCAGUUGGAAGAAGGGAAUUUGGAUGAGUUAGAAGGAGAUAGGAAUUCAAGGAAGAAGAAGGCAUUGAUAAGGAGAUUUGGGAUCUUUUGA